Molecule: messenger RNA, 3080 nt
Organism: Trichomycterus rosablanca
Lineage: Eukaryota; Metazoa; Chordata; Actinopteri; Siluriformes; Trichomycteridae
Exons: 13
Coding region: 39-2735 (898 amino acids)
Source: RefSeq, a predicted model, not a curated record
UAAGACAUACAUGCUCAUGCUCAGAUCACUAAAAGGCCAUGAAGAUUAAAGUCCUGUUCUUUUGCUUUGUCCUGGGACAAAUACAUGUGGUUUAUCUAACAGAGAUCUACGUAAAUCUGGGCUCCUCCACCGACCUUCCCUGUUCGUUUCAUUCUCCGACGAACGAUGAGCUCAUCAGCAUCGCCUGGUCCUUCAGAGGCUCCAUCAACACAUCUAACGACUACACGAACCGAAGCAUCGUCCUGCCCUCUAACACGUUGGCACUCGAAGGCUCUUCUUCCCUGAUGGUGUAUAAAGCUACACCGUAUCAUCAGGGUUCGUAUGAGUGCAACGUGAUGACCAAUGUUACCAGUUACUCCAGCAAAGUCACACUGACCAUUUUGGCUCCACCUUCAAUAUCAGUUCCUUCGACAAAUGUCAUUUUGGGUCGAGAGAGCAUAAUAGAGUGUUGGGCAAGAGGAUUCAGCCCCGCCAACAUCACCUUCAUUUGGACGCGUGCCGGCAAAGAGCUGAAAACAACCGAGAAAUUCGUAACAAACCUGACAGCUGACGGUCUUCACGAAGGGCUCAGUCAGAUUGUGUUCGUCCCUAAACCUGAAGACAGAAACACCACCUAUGGCUGCGUGGUGCAUCACGAAUCUCUGGAAAAACCACUCGUCCAGGAGUUCACCCUGAGUAUCACCAUCCUCCCUAAAGUCACCGUGUCUGUCGUGCCAUCCUCUUCCCGCUCGUCCCCCCUCACGCUUGCCUGCGAGAUCAACGGAUUUUACCCGCAGGAUUUAUCGGUGACGUGGAUCCAAAGCGACGGCGUCCUUCCCGAGUAUCCUCAGAUCCGACGGAACGCCGAUGGAACGUACAGGACGCGGCGCUUUCGCACUCUUAGUACGGAGGAAAGAAACCGAGCUGGACAGGUGCAGUGUAUCGCCGAGCAGCCUGAAGUAUUUCAACCGGCGCUGAGCUCCAUUAAUCUCUCGGCCGCUGACCCACUGGCGCAAAAUCUGGUUUUAACUAAAUCUGCAAAAGCCUCUGUGGCGAUGAUGAUCAUCUCGUUGCUUCUUGUCUUCCUGCUGUGCAUAGGCUUCUCCUGGAAAAGGAAGGAUGAAAAGCAAAAGAGCCUGAGCGUCUCGGCCAUCAUCCUGCCCCCGCGGAUAGUGGUGGGGCAGAAAGGACGAAUCACGGUCAGCAUAGAGGGCAGACGAGCAGACCAAGUUCAAACAGCCUGGUUCCUUAACGAUACCCCUAUUUUAGACACUACUUAUUCAGGAGAAAAAAGCUACGGUUCGAGCUACAGAUGCUCUAAAGGUCUGUCUUCAAGGAUGUCCAGUACAUCUCUGUCGUCUGAAAAAGGCCCCCUGCUGGCAUCGUCGGCUCCUGGGUAUUACAAACUGCAUUCGCGCCAACCCUUGUACUCCACCGGCCCCAUCAAACACUUCCUCUCCUCCUUUACAUUCAUCCCCAUCCUGCCGGUCCACAAAGGGGCCGUCUUCAAAUGCCAGAUCUCUUAUAAAGGGAAAGAGAAGAUAUUGAUGGAGAGAGUUUCAGAGAAAUUAACGGUUCUGUCACCUCCCGAGGUUUCAGAAAUUCAACUAUCAGAGCCGAACAAAGAGACAGGUAUCGUCACCAUGACCAUCGCGGCCUCACAUUUCCACCCUGACGUCAUAACCUUCCGCUGGUUUUGUGAGGGAGGAGAACUGUGCCCGGUGGCCAUCCCUCCGGCCCUGGCGUCGCCGCGUCCGGACGCCCAUGGCUUUUUCUCGGCCAAGAGCCAGUGCAGACUGUCUCAGAACGAGCUGCUGAGAGGAGAGACGUCUGUGUGGGUCACCGUCCAUCACAGAGCCCUUAAACAACCUAUUACAAGGAAGACCAGAGGUUUCAGAAAGAUGCCCGUCAUGUCCGAAAUCACCUCCUCCAGCUCUCCAUCAGCCUCUCAACAGGAAUCUAUCAACCUGGCGUGUAACAUCACAGGCUUUUACCCUCCCGAAAUUAAAGUCAAAUGGCUAAAUCGGCGCAAGGACGAAGAGAAGGAAAUUAGGAAUGAAAGCUCGGAUGAAGGGACGGUGGAAUUAUGGGGGCCGAUCCAGACGGAGCCGAGGGUGUUCCGUGCCACGGCUGUGCUGAAGGACGUGAAGGAGGGUGAAGAAAUCGUGUGCAGGGUCGAGCACUGCUCCCUGAUUGAGUCUGUAGAGAAGGUCUGGAGGAGCUCUUACGUCGUAUCUCCUUCCAUUGCACAGUCCUUGUCUGUAACGUGGAGGAAUAAUUGUGUCGGGGUGUUUUCCUUGUGCCUCAAUGGAGGAGUUCCACUUCCCAAACUCCUGUGGGUUGCAGGGGGUUCCACUCUCACUCCGCUUGUCUCAAAAGAGAUACAGAAGGUCACUGACACAGGAGAAAUGGAGCUACUGAGCAUCUGUGCUUUGGUGAAGUGUACAGGAGUACAGGAAACUGAGCCCAAUUUGCAGAAUCACCAAAAUGGGCAUUUACAAAAUUCUAAUAAAGUGGAAAACGAAGCAGAAAACGAGACAGUAGUAAUGAUGGAAAUCGGACAGAAGUACCAAGAAACAGCCGAAGUUACAUCAGGAACUCAAGAUGAAGUCACAGAACUUGAGCCGUCCUUUGUAAACACGGUGUACAUGAAAACCGAGGAAGGAGCGGCGGAUAGAGAGUGUCUGAGUGUCACGGUGGAGAUUACCCAUCCUGCACUGAGCUUGCCUGUUUACCGGACUUGGACAGAGUCCUGAAGAGGAAGUACGACUACCGUUCAGCACACACAUUUAUUUAUGAGGAAGUUCAAUGAUCUAAACUCUAUUUUGCUUAUCAUUUACUUAUCUAACUCUGAGCCUCAAACAUAAAAAAAAUCAGUAUUUGGUUUGUGUUCUUAUUAUUGCUUUGUUUGUGGGUUUGGUAAAAUCUGUAAGUGUAUUUCAGUUUUAACACUAAUAACCUCUUUUGUAAAGGGAUUAAAAAAACACUAAAGGACGUAAAGCACUGAACUCUGAAGUUGACAUAAGUUAUUAAUAAUGUUUAAUGUUUAACAUUUGCUUGUUGCAUGCUUAUUAUAAUACAGCUUUUAUAAUAAACCUAAA